This is a messenger RNA of Folsomia candida, 6044 nucleotides long. RefSeq lists its product as uncharacterized. The coding region runs from base 563 to 5119 and encodes 1518 amino acids. The transcript is spliced from 15 exons. Lineage: Eukaryota; Metazoa; Arthropoda; Collembola; Entomobryomorpha; Isotomidae. The record is from RefSeq and is a predicted model, not a curated record. Gene Ontology annotation, molecular function: signaling receptor binding.
CAUACACACUCACAAACAAACCUCGAACCAAAUGAGUUGCCAACAACUCAGGAUGAGAGUGACUGAUCCUGAGGGAUAUCUUGGACUACUCACCCGUCCCGGUGCCAGUCUUUAGUUUACUGCCAAAACUAUUAGUUCAACGCAACCCUUUCUCUCCCGUAACGCCUUUGUCACAUAGGAGAAUCACUUGUGGGACAAUUUCGUGGUAAAAAUAAGUUCCCAACUUUAAUUACUGGUCAAAUCCUGAAAUUUGUAAUGUCUGCAAAAUAGACGCUGCAGAUCUGUUCGUCAUUCUUCAGAUUUGACUCGACGCUGUGACACGUUCCCAUCUCGGGAAUUUUGUCACUGGAUGGACUGAUAAACUGUGCGUAAAAAGUGCGGAAGAAAGAACGUGAACUAAAGAAAAAAGCUCUUCCAGAUUCACGGAUGUUGUUCAUGGAAUGCUGAAAAUUGGCUGCUAAUCUGACAGUUGCAAAUCACUGCUACACCACUACACGAAACCAUUCUCCUUUGUUUCGCUUCAUUAAAGCCAAACCAUUCAGCAUACGUAGAAAAGAACACCAUGCCGAUCAUUCAAGAAAACCCAUCUUAUUUUGACGACGGGGACAUGCACCCUUCCCUUUACAAGAAAUUCGGGUACAACAGAAAUCGCAAACCUCCCCCAGAACCAAUUACUACUGGACGCGGACGCCGAGAACCACUGUCCUCGGAAGAUACUGACGCUACUGAGCUAGACGUCUUCUUGAGCAGUUGUGAAAGCAAUGGUGGUAGCUGUUUCGUAGAUAAUUUAAUGUCCCAUCCCAUCAAAGAAACUUCCUUCGAGUCGAUCCGAGCAUCAGCAAGAAAUCGAAGAAACGACAGUAGCAGCAGCAACUCUGACCAUCAAAGGAAAGGAGGAUUCAGUCAAAAGUUUGGUCAGUUUUUCUGGAAAUCAAAGUCCAAGCACUCUCUCGGCAGUGAGAGUCAUGUAAGUGGAUCCUCCACGAUUGAUGAAUCUAAUGGCCCCAACUCGCCCAGAUUUACUCCAGACUCGUCCCUCUCCAUAUACACAAAUUCUUGCGAAGGAGAUCGUCACUCUUCCAAUUCAUCCUCAAAUUCUAACCAAAUCUCUCCAAAGGACGGAGAUGAAGAAGGAGAAGGAAGGUCCACCGACAAAUUGAAUGGAAGAACGGCUCCCAGCCUAUUAUUUGCUGAAGAGGAACGAGAACGUGCUUCCCUUUAUAGAUUUGAUGACUGCGAACGCUAUGCAGCCAACAUGUACUACAACAUGGGUGAAAACUAUACCACUUGCCGAGUACAGCAGUCAUCAUCUCGUCCUCGAAAUAAUUCCGUGCCUGUUGCUGCCACUACGCAUCAAUCGUCCAAAGCCGCUGAUGGUGGAGGAAUUAUUAGAGAUAACCCAAACGAAAUCCAUGAUUACUAUAUGAAUCCAACUUUCUCAACAUUUCCAAAUGCUCGCCGACACUCUGUAGCUUACUCGUCGGCUACAUCAUCCUCCGAUAAUGUUGGGAAGGCCAAGCAAACUGGGAGAGGAAAGGCUAAGAAAUAUUGUCAAAUUAUCGACAUUGAACACGACAAGGAUGGCUACCUAAAACCUUUGCGACCUAAUGAACCUCGUAACUCGAGGAAUGUCUAUUACAUUAAUGAGCCCCAGUCUCCAGCAGAAAGUGGAAGAAAAGUUCAUCAAGUUCAUGUAGAUGUCCAUUCACCGACCCUCACGUCUGCUUCCUCCUCCUUAAGCUACGACACCACCGAAUUUGAAGCUUUGAACUCAUCAUCAAGGAAUCACAUUCGUCGGGAUUUUGAGACAAGUGCUACGACGGAGGAUUCUCAAUCCACGCUUCUUGCGGGCUCGAUUUGCUCUGGAUCGUACGUCCCGUUUUAUCAAAAUGGAGCAGGCUCGUCAUUAUCCUUUGAAGCCAACGGGAGCAAGUGUCAGGCAGAUAAUGAGGGCAAAAAUAACAAUAAUAAUGAGAAAAUUGGCAGUGGCAGCAAAUUCGCUCCUGUUUGCUUAAGCCGGAUCCGGCGAGUAAUUGGGUCCGACUGCGAACCAUAUUGUUCCUUGUGUGGCUUGGCUUCCACCAUGAUUGCCUCAACAUUUAAACCCACAAUGGACGUGGCAAUAGUUUCGUGCCACGAGUGUUUUUUCUCAAAAAAUGCCGAAUCUCACAUCCGUGGCUUCCUGGACAAGUUGGUCACACCGGAUAAGCAAAAGAUGGAUGUUAAACUCCAGUCCUAUGAUAUGAAAGAUCUCGAACACUCCAAAGUAGCUGCAGAUGUUCACAGGUCCAAAGUACAAAUCGUUAUAAUCUCGCACCACUUUCUUCAACGGCUGAAAAUCGAAGAGUCGUCGAGAGUCAGGGUUUCUCCCGUGAACAGGGUUUUCCGUUCAAAAAGGGUUAUCGCCAUUCUCGCUGGUGGAGUGAACCAUCAAGAAAUUAGCGACGGAUACCAAAUGGUGUUGGCCCGAUUUGGGGAAUGGUUUCCCGUCGAAUUACGAUCAACUUGCAAAUUGGAUCUGGAAUUUUCAAAAAAGUUUACCGACCAUUUCGUCAAAAUUUACAACUUGGAACAAUGCAACACCAACAAUUUUACAGUAUUUCCCAAGAAGGUGACUCGGGACCAGCCAAAGAUUAUCAUCAUAUUGAAGAAGCCGUUAGACUCGGGGGAUGACGUGCGCGUUGAGUUUUCAUGCGGUCGAAGAACAGAAGGUUCCACUUUCAUCAAAAUUGAAAAUCCAUACACUCUUUCUGUCCGCCUGCCAGACUCAUUAUGCCCGGAAAAAGUAGCCUAUGUCGAAAUCUCUGUUUAUCUAUCGAACCAGAAAUUGGGGGCCACAUGCAUAAAGUCAGAUAUGCAGGCGAGGAUUUGCGAUGAUGACGUGGUUGAGAAGAUGACAAAGAUGGUACCUGGGUUUUUGAAGCUAUUUGACGAACAUAUUAAGCAGACUCUCAUAAAGAACUACCGCGAGUGUACGGACUACCUCACAGAUCCUGCCAUCGAACUGAUGAAUGACGUUCUUAUUUGUAAAGGGGACGAAUUUCCUACAAUUAUGCAUUUUGCUGCCUUUUACGGCCUGGAACAUACCGCAUUUACCGUAUUGGACGAAGCUGAUGGUCUCGAACAGUGCAAAAUUCUCAAUGACAAUGAAAUGAAACCGUUGGAUUUGGCAGAGUACAGAAGUAACGACAAUGUCGUACAAAUCAUUAUGGAUUAUCAUGUCCACCAAGAAAUCAGUGCGUCCUACAAGGCUUAUCAAAUAAUGAAGAACAUUUACUCUCGUGACAGUGUUCUGGAAUUGAGAAAAAAGGAAAUUGUGAGCAAAAGCAGGCAGGCUGACAAGCCAAAGAUAUCACUUCCGGAAUAUGAAAAUUUACCUGAAACCGCAAUCCUUGACGAGUCCAACACUGAAGCAGAAACACAAGAGAAUAAUGCAUCUUUAUCACCAGCAAUUAUUUCCGACGACCAAAAGAGUGUUAGCAGUGGGGGAUCAUAUAUAUCGUGGAAUUUCAAUCAAAAUCCUGCCGAAUCUGAAGCCACAGAUCAGCCGAAACCCCAAACUCCCCAAAAGCCAAAGCCUGUCGCGAGAAGUCAUCGUUCCAAGUUGAAAAAGCCGUAUGUAAAUGUUGCAGAUGAAAUUUUGAAUGACGGAAAAGCUCAAGUGGAAGCAGUAUCACAGGACGAAGUACGUCUACGUCAUCCAAGAGAGAACAGAAGACCCUCAAGGGACCAUUUAAGGCGCAAGUCUAUUUCCCCCAUUCAGAAUUACGAUAUUCCAAGAUUCUCCAAUGAGGAGUACGCCAUUCCUCCACCAGAUUCAAGGCCAGUGCUCCCAGAAAAAUCAAAAACUGACAAUUCUCCCGUAUUAGUCAAGAAAACUACGGGGUCUAUUCCCAUCACAAAUGACGGAUAUCUUAUCAUGGACCAUGAAGAACAAAAUGGAGAAAUUGUCCUGAAAGAACAUCUUCGAUAUCAGGAAGGAACCUUUGUUUCAAUCUCGCAUACACCAAAGAAUGAUCAAGUACAACAACCGGCAGGCGUGGUUCAGCAUUCUAACUCUUUCGACACUGCCCCAAUCAGCCCACCGCAAGGGGCGAAAACACCUCCGAAUAAUUCGAACACCAGUCCUAUUAAGAACGAAGAACGAAAAAAUAGUCUAACAAUCGAACCGAAUAUCAUGUUAGAUCCUGUGGACGAAGAAUUAAUUCACUUGAUGAAAGAUUUUACAAACGCAGGAUAUUCAAUCUCGCAAAUUGAACUAUUAUUUGAGAAUUGGAAAUGUCGCCCGGACGUCCAAAAAUCCAUUGAGGAUAAGAAAAGUUACAUGAAGAAAGUUCGGGAAGAGUAUAAAAGAUUACAAUCGACCCAAACAACGAAGGGUGCUUCCAUUUUGGACAAGAUAAAAGUCGUCCUCACUGGAAAGAAAAAAACUAGUGUCACAUCAUCACCAAAGUUUGAACAUUUGGGAGGAGUAAAAUUUUCUACAGACGACAUACAAAGAUUGCAAUCUCGGCCUUCAGCAGACCGUGAGAGUCUUGGGAGUCACGGGAGUGGGAGCGGUACCAGCGUGCCUGACAGUGGGUUUGGCGUGUCCGAGCUGGACUUAGAACGGGAACAUGACAACAAUAAGGAUCUGGGUGGUAGCAGCAGUGGUGGUGGUUAUGAUUCCAGUAGCCCAAAAAUAUACCGAAAUCCUUUGGACCGAAGAUUUAUUCCUUCAUACGUCCCCCGAGAACCCCCGCCUGGAUCAGCUACUGAUUCACCAGGAGGCGAUGCUGAUUACCAAGUCCCUCCCCCACCUCGUCCCCUGAACAGCCCAAAGGUGCCACAAAAACCUGCAAGGGCAGGAGUUGUUCCAGGGUCUCAAACAAAUGAAAGCUCUAGCAAUGAUGCCCCUCAGCCACCAGCCAUUCCUCAAAAACCUAGUCACUUGAAGGGAGCGGUUGAAGAUGACAGUGAAAAUCCUCCACCCCCACCACCAAGAACCUAUUGUAAGCCUAACCCCUUUGCGUAUAUCGACUAUUCGAGUCGGGGGACACGAGGGGGAACGACUACUAACAAGUCAGUAGUAAGAAGUCCAUCGCCGUAUGACAAUUUAAAAGAAGACAAAAAUGAAUGACAAUGACCAAGGAAAAUUUAACGGACUGAGUAUGAGUACUUAUUAAUUGAUAGCAAUAAUGUUUUUCUACCUUUAUCAUAAAUAUGUAGUAAGAAUUGUGGUUUUGCAUAUGUAUGUACAUUUGACAAGUAAAUAGCAUUAUAAAUGCGUGUUUAAAUAAUACAUCUAGUUGUAACUUAAUAUUGUAUAAAGUUGUUAUAUUUGACAUUGUUAACAUGCAUUUAAAAUAUGGUUAAGUAUUAAAUAGUUGUUAAAAAGCGAGUCAGUUAUUCGACUAUGAAGGACGCGCUGCAAAAUAUAUUUAGAGUUUAGCAGUAAUUAUAAAUUUAUAUGUAGUACGAUUUGCUUUAUUGAUUCAUGGUAAUAAAGUAUUAAAUAAACAUGUUAUACAACUCUGAUAAUUGGAAGUACGAUACAUAAUUAAACCAACCAAAAUUCAGCCUGAUUGAACCAAAUUUGUUUUUUUCUCUGUGGUUUUCCUUGUGUUUUCCAAUGUACAUACAGUGUCAAUUCAUUGUCACGUCGUCACUUUAUGAAUACCGUAUAAAGCGGAAACCGUUCAUUUCAACGUAAAUAGUUAAUCCAACAUUAGUCCGGCAUCGCCCUUACCAAUUUUUUCUAAUGGACAGCCAUUCGACACCUGUGCCCUCCUCAAGGCCAGCCCCACCGCCACGCCCGCCACGAAAAUUGUCCUCCAAAUCGGAUUCAGAUUCGCCAAUAACACCGACCGCUGAUCCUCCCGAUAGUCCCGUUCUUCCGAAUAAACCUCCUCGAAAACCAGAGGCAAAGAAGCACUCUUAUGAAAACAUUCAAGCAAUGUCUGCAGUCACAUCUUAGAUCACUGGAAUCGACUCGUGCAUUUUACUGACUAGUUUUAAUUGGAAAUAAAAACACUAAAAUAUAUUACAUUCAUCGUAACACAGUA